Messenger RNA from Aegilops tauschii subsp. strangulata, 1143 nucleotides. NCBI's taxonomy places the organism in Eukaryota, Viridiplantae, Streptophyta, Magnoliopsida, Poales, Poaceae. The record is from RefSeq and is a predicted model, not a curated record.
AUGGACUACCCCAUCAUUCAAUAUGCGGACGACACUCUACUACUCAUGCCUGCUUGCGCAAUGCAAGCAGCAGUCAUUAAAAAGAUUCUGGUUGAUUAUGCUGACUCCAUUGGUCUUAAAAUAAACUUCCACAAAUCAACGCUCAUUCCAAUUAAUGUGGAGGAGGAUCUCACUAACAGAUUAGCAGCCAUCUUUGAAUGCUCGGUUGGUUCGCUGCCAUUCACCUACCUUGGAUUGCCCAUGGGCACGUCGCGGCCCUCUAUCCAUGAGCUCAUGCCCCUGCUCCCUCCAAAGUUGAUUGAAAUGUUGGACAAGAUCAAACGUUGUUGCCUCUGGAUCAAGAAAACCGACCGUGGGGAGAAAUGGAAUUCCCUGGCGGCUUGGGACAUGCCCGGCUCCCCUCGCGCCGCCGGACAUGUCCGCACCGUCGCCGAACGCGUUCACCGCCGCCAGCCACAUCGCCCGGCCAAUCCUCGCGCGCCACCUCAGCUCCAGCCGGCGCCCCGGCCAACCAGAUUCGGCCACGUGGCGCCGUCGCUCCCCACCGCGUCGCGGCCCGCGGAGCCCAUCCGGGGCCCGCGCGAGCCCAUCUGCCGCCGUCGCCCGAGGCGCCCCGCGCCCGAGCGCCUGCCGUGCCAAUCCUCGCGCGCCACCUCAGCUCCAGCCGGCGCCCCGGCCAACCAGAUUCGGCCACGUGGCGCCGUCGCUCCCCACCGCGCCGCGGCCCGCGGAGCCCAUCCGGGGCCCGCGCGAGCCCAUCUGCCGCCGUCGCCCGAGGCGCCCAGCGCCCGAGCGCCUGCCGUGCCCUUCGCCUGCGCCCGCCUCCGCGCCGCCGUUCGCCGCAAUCUCGCCGACCGCCGCCGCCAUCUGCUCAGCCCCGUCGCCGUCUCCGCGAACGCCACCGCCGGCUGCCCCCUCGUCGCCGGCCACCCCGGCGCCUUCCCCGACCCGCCGCUUGGCGUCGCCUCGCCUUCGGAGACCUCGCCGGCCGCCGCAGCCCGGAGAUCGCCGGCGCUCCCCUCCGCGCCGUCCCUACCGAUCCGCGCCUCCCUCGCCGGACCUUCCCCGCCGCCGGUCGUCGCUCUCCGGCGACCUCGCCGGCGUCGGCCGCCGCCCCGCCUCGGAUCCGGUCGGGUGGGAUGA